Messenger RNA from Rhizoctonia solani, 453 nucleotides. RefSeq names its product mRNA stability protein. NCBI's taxonomy places the organism in Eukaryota, Fungi, Basidiomycota, Agaricomycetes, Cantharellales, Ceratobasidiaceae. The transcript has 4 exons. Gene Ontology annotation, cellular component: cytoplasm. Gene Ontology annotation, molecular function: protein phosphatase inhibitor activity. The record is from RefSeq and is a predicted model, not a curated record. Bases 1 to 453 code for a protein of 150 amino acids.
AUGUUGCCCGCUCAACGCAAGAAGGUUGACAUGAGCACCAUGACCGAGGAAGAGCAGAAACUCUUCCGCCUUUAUGGCAAGCUUCCUACCCACAAGAACGUGCUAACCAAAGUACAAAAGGAUCGGAAAUAUUUCGACUCGGGUGACUAUGCCCUCUCCAAAGCAGGUGUGACUUCUCAAGCCGCAGUUGGCACCGCUAUCCCUCACCCUGAAAAUAUUCCACACGUUACUCCGUCCCCUCAUCCCAAUAUCCACUCUCCUGCUCCCCUCUCGACCUCGCCUACCGGUCAGACUGGCAGUCCCAUCAAGGAACUUGUUUCUGAUUCGAGCCAAACCUCUCCUCCUGAGCAAAUCCAGGUCCCCAUUAUUUCCAAGCCGGUUCCGAACGGCGCGGCGGCCGCGGAAUCCAAUUCGUCCCCUAUCCCGGUUUCGCCUCCUCAAUCCGGCCAGUAA